Protopterus annectens (West African lungfish) is the source of this 3561-nucleotide messenger RNA. It is a transcript of the gene FLVCR1, whose product is annotated as FLVCR heme transporter 1. Gene Ontology annotation, biological process: mitochondrial transport; transmembrane transport; heme export. Gene Ontology annotation, cellular component: membrane; mitochondrion. Bases 319 to 1878 code for a protein of 519 amino acids. The record is from RefSeq and is a predicted model, not a curated record. Gene Ontology annotation, molecular function: heme binding; heme transmembrane transporter activity. NCBI's taxonomy places the organism in Eukaryota, Metazoa, Chordata, Ceratodontiformes, Protopteridae. The transcript has 10 exons.
AUUGUAGUAGCAUGACAUUAAUAGGAUGUAACAUGCGGUGUUACUUUCCUUGGUAUAACUACUACGCUUUGCUUUGUGUUUAAUGUCUUUUGGUAUUUAAUCAUGCAGAUUUUUAAAUUUCAUUUUGUAAUUUCAUUAUCAUAAGCUAAUGUUAUUGGUAUGCCAUUAGUUAUUAUACCGAAUGGCCAAAGACAGCUGUAAUUCGCUAUUAUUUGGAUUCUGAAGACAGCCCUCCUUUUCUUCUAAGAGGCAGUACUGCUUCGUUGUGGUUUAUUGUAUUACAUCUGAGUUUUUUUAAUCAGUCCAUCAGGUUUUCAGAUGGAAUCAGAGCGAUACCACGACUCUCACCUAUCUGAACAUGCUAUCAACGAUCACAAGGAGGGACCCACUAUCAAUGGCACUCCCACUGAGCUGGGCGAUCGCUGUGUUCAGGUUUGUGUUGACCCUGGAACCCCAGGUGCCAGUCCAGAGGAACGACAGGCCAUGUUGCCCCAGGAUGAACAUAAACCUAUUCAAACCAAGCUUUAUCUGAAGAGGUUUGUCAUCCUUACUAUCUUCAGUAUGUAUUCCCUUGUAAACGCAUUUCAGUGGAUACAGUACAGCAUAAUCACCAACAUCUUUACCCACUUCUACAGCGUCUCGAAUGACAAGAUUGACUGGCUGUCAGUAGUCUACAUGGUAGCUUAUGUGCCUCUCAUAUUUCCAGCUACCUGGCUUUUGGACAAGAAGGGUCUGCGUAUCACGGCGCUCUUGGGAUCUGGUUUGAAUUGUGUCGGAGCCUGGAUUAAAUGUGCUAGUGUACGGCCUGAUUUAUUUGGAGUGACCAUGUUUGCACAAGUCAUAUGCUCUAUAGCACAGGUGUUCAUCCUGGGGUUACCUUCGCGAGUUGCAUCUGUCUGGUUUGGUCCGAAAGAGGUUUCUACCGCUUGCGCGACUGCUGUCCUUGGCAACCAGGUUGGUACUGCUGUGGGUUUUCUGUUGCCUCCAAUUUUAGUCCCUAACACAGCAGAUGAUCUUGACUUAAUGGGGCAUAACAUCGGAAUCAUGUUCUAUGGUACAGCAGCAAUAUCAUCAGUUCUGUUUGUACUGGUAGCUUUAGUGUUUAAGGAAAAGCCUCCUCUGCCUCCAAGCCAGGCCCAGGCUGUUCAGCAGGAACAGGAGGUGUACUCGUACAAACAGUCCAUGAUCAACUUGUUCCGCAGUGUUCCAUUUGUACUGCUGCUUAUCAGCUAUGGUAUCCUGACUGGAUCAUUUUAUUCAGUCUCCACGCUGCUAAAUCAGAUGAUUAUGACCUAUUACAAGGGUGAAGAAGUAAAUGCUGGAAGAAUUGGCCUCACACUGGUUGUGGCAGGGAUGGUGGGCUCAGUCAUCUGCGGAUUUUGGUUGGAUCAUACCAAAACAUACAAGCAGACAACUUUGAUGGUGUAUAUCCUGUCGUUUGUUGGAAUGGUUGUUUUCACUUUUACACUGGAUCUCCAAUACCUUCUUAUCGUCUUCAUUACAGCAGGGGUUCUUGGAUUCUUCAUGACUGGCUAUCUCCCAUUAGGCUUUGAAUUUGCAGUUGAAAUUACAUAUCCAGAGCCAGAAGGUACCUCAUCUGGGCUUCUGAAUGCUUCUGCACAGAUUUUCGGUAUCCUGUUUACACUGGCACAAGGAAAGCUAAUGACUGACUACGGUCCUCUCGCAGGAAACAUUUUUCUAUCAGCUUGGAUCUUUGUAGGCAUUGUUUUAACAGCAUUAAUUAAAUCUGAUUUGAAAAGACACAACGUCAAUGCUGGAGUUACAAAAAUGGAUGUAAAAGCAGUACCAGUGGAGAGUCCAACUGAGCUUGUACCUAAUGGCAUUGAUUAUAGUGUGCACACAGAAUCAAGAAUUUGACACAAAAACAGACAUCUAGGAAUAUAAUUAUGUAGUUCUGGCCAAGGAUGAUUAAAAGACAAUGGUAGCAUCACAGAAAUUGAAGAAGAGCACAAGAACUUCUAAGGCAGACCUCAAGCUUGAGUCAUCCUUCACAUGGGUAUCUGCCUCUACGUAUUAAAGUCUGUUUAGUAAGCAGUAUUUGAAGAAGCUGUUACCACUUCUGGAAGAUGGCAGGUGUCCUUGACCUGAACAUGGAUAUGGCAGUGGUUGUUCCACUGUAUUUUACUGAGUCUGUCUCAUGUUAAUGAGACUUUUAGCUGGAUGUACAUAUUGCAUUUUUCAUGACAUUGUUUAUUUUUUUAUAUUUUAUGUUACCAUUCUGCUUGAUCCAGUAAGGAAUUUGAAUGCUUUUCAUGCUGGUGGUUUCCUCAAAGGAAAAAUUCUCUAGGACAUUUCAGUAACAUGUCAGAGCUAACAAAUUACUUGCUGGAUUUAGUUUACUGCUAAAAGUGCUGCUUUGCUCUUUCUCAGUGGGCACAUAUUAUGCUGCCUGUACUAAGGCAAAAGAUAGGGUGGAGACAUUCAGCCAGGGAGUAAAUACAUGUUGCAGCUGUAUUAGUUGCACUAGCUGAUGCAUAACUGCUGGGAUUUGUACUACUGAAGCCAUGUUGCUUUGCACUAAGGACAGCCAUCAAGGGCUGUGGUCACAAGUAACUGUUCUUCCUGUAGGUGUGUCUUUCCUGACCCUAGGUCAUGCAGAUAAAAGUUUUAAUCAGAUCUGCUUAAGAUAGACUUAGAAACCAAUAAUAAAAACAUGUUAUUUUUUUCGUUAGUGAUGGUACAACAGUCUCUGGAGGGUGUUGUGAUUGUUAAUAUGUUCUUGACAAAUUGCUAGGAAGGAGUAUCUUUAUAUGAUGCCUUUAUAUGCAGUAUUAACUAAAUUGUGAUGCACAAGUUCUGACUCUCACUAUUGCAGGAAAAGGUUUAAUCUUUCACCAGAUAACCCAUUCAGUAGGUAUUCUUCGUGUUCUUUCUUAGUUUGGUGUCUUGGUAUCCCACAUAACUUGUAAAAGUUUAAGUUACUCUCAUAUUUCAGCAGUUAAAUGUACCUAACCAGGAAAUGAAAACAUUUGCAUUAGGUGUGACAAAAGAAAGAAAAUGUUCUGUUGACACUGCUACAUGAGUGUCAACAUGCAAGAAAGAAGAAUGUCAUUUGCAAAGCUAGAGGUCUAGUAAAGGGAAGAACCACAUGUUCAGUUUUGGGAGCCAUGAUGUCCUUUGCAUUCUAAUAGAGCUCCACCAAUGAAUAGGGUGGCAAAUGCAUCUAAUGUUUAAGAUCAGUACAGACAGAGCACUAACACUGGGUAGGAAUCUGUCUAAAUUGUUGUUCAGUAAUUUGCACAAGACACAGAGAGUGAUGGAUACAGCUAUAGUCAGACAUAAGAAAUCUCCAAGCAGGAAGCAUUUUGGUGGCAAAGUCAAGGAAGUGCUCUUAAAGGCAGUAACAGGGCCAAGGCUGAGUGUGUGUUAGGUGGCAGCUUGAUAAACUAGUUAUCUGUAAGUAGUGGACAGUAAUAACCAAAAGUAUCAAUUUGAAACUGUGACAUGGUCCAGAAUAAUGCACAGGUUAAACAGAUGUACUGUAUUUCUGGACAGUUAUUUAUGAAGUAUAUUAAAUUAUCAAAAUGUACUUCCUGUAAA